AACUACUGGCUUGAUAUUCCACUUGGCUUCGAGCUCCGUGUCUGAUUGGUGGAGAAGACUUUUUCGCGUGUUCGGAUUGGUUUGAAGAAAGCAUUGAUAACAGAUCUGUUAGGUUGCGCCUCCUGUAUAACUGAAGCCGGUUGAGCACGCUGUGAGGCCCCGGAAUACAGUAAUCUUACCGACUGGAGGUCGCGGCUGAAUUGUAACCCAUAUCGAAUUUUCCCACCCAGCUCGAACCCGUUGACCAAAGAAAUGGUGAUGGAGAAGCCCAGUGCCCAGCUCGUGGGGCGGGAGUUUGUGCGACAGUACUACACCCUGCUGAACCAGGCGCCCGACUACCUGCACAGAUUCUACGGUAAGAACUCGUCUUAUGUGCACGGAGGGCUGGACAGCAACGGGAAGCCCGCGGAGGCCGUCUACGGCCAGGCUGAGAUCCACAAGAAAGUGAUGGCGCUGGGUUUUCGGGAUUGCCACACCAAGAUCCGGCACGUGGACGCCCAUGCCACGCUGAGCGAGGGGGUUGUGGUGCAGGUGCUGGGCGAGCUGUCCAACAACAUGCAGCCCAUGAGGAAGUUCCAGCAGACCUUUGUUCUUGCUCCUGAGGGAACCGUAGCGAACAAAUUCUACGUCCACAAUGACAUCUUUCGCUACCAGGAUGAGGUUUUCGGAGACUCUGACUCCGAACCUCCCGAAGAGUCUGACGAGGACGUGGAGGAACUGGAGGAGCGGGUCAACUCGCCUGAGGCUGCUCAGGAGGAAUCUGCAGAGUUCUACCAGCAGACGCCAUGCACGGAGCCGGAGGAGGUGGUCGUGACCCCCGAGCCUGAGGCAGAACCGGAACCGCAGCAAGAGGCAGAACCGCAGGCGGAGGCUGAACCGGUUGUGGUGGAGGCGAAACAGGAGCCGGAGGCGGUGCCAGAAACGCAUGCUGAGGAGCAGGGGGAGAAGCGCCCUCCCUCGCCUGCUCCUGCAGAUCCCUCGCCCGUGGUGCCAGAGGAGACCCGGCCUUUCUCCUGGGCCUCCGUCACCAGUAAGAACCUUCCUCCGGGUGGAGUGGUCCCGGCGUCCGGCGUGCCACCGCAUGUGGUUAAAGCCCAGACCUCGCAGCCGCGCAUCGAAGUGAAGACAGAAACGCAGAGCGCGGCACAGAGGCCCCAGAGAGAACAGCGACAGCGGGAGCAGCCGAGGCCGGGACCCCCAGUGGCCCACAGGGGCCCUCGCUCUGGAGCGCGGGAAGGCGAGCAGGGCGAUUCGGAGGGGCGCCGCACCGUCCGCUACCCCGACAGCCAGCAGCUCUUUGUCGGCAACGUGCCCCAUGACGUGGACAGGGCCGAACUCAAGGAGUUCUUCGAACAGUAUGGCACCGUGCUAGAGCUGCGCAUUAACAGCGGGGGCAAGCUGCCCAACUUCGGUUUCGUCGUGUUUGACGAUUCGGAGCCCGUGCAGAAGAUCCUCAGCAACAGGCCCAUUAAGUUCCGUGGCGACGUGCGCCUCAACGUGGAGGAGAAGAAAACCAGAUCGGCCCGAGAGGGGGACAGACGAGAUGCUCGUUCUCGGGGCCCCGGUGGUCCACGCGACAGACUCGGAGGUGUUAGGGGCCCACCUUCCCGCGGGGCCAUGACCCAGAAGCCCAGUUUCGGUGCUGGGAAGGGUUCCGGUUCUGGAGAUGCCCGUUUCACCGGACAGCGCCAGUAACUAUCUGGUGCUCGCUACUACUGAAGCCCACGAAUCUGAGCGUCGCAGUGGUCCCUCGGCGUGGGGCCCCACCCACCCCCUUGGGGCUCUGUACAUACUCUCUCCUUUCAAUCUGGACUCCUCCUCUUCCUCUUCCACUCUUUUUUUUUUUUUUUUUUUUAAGUUCUGAAUUUAUUUGUGGUGGUAAUAAUGGGGACAAAAGCUACUUGAAAGAAACUCGGACUGAUUUGAGCGCCGCUUCCCGUUUCUCGGAGCAACGUGUUCCACUCCUUGGGCAACUGUUUCGCUGUCGAGCGCCGCCCCUCACGAGUCAUAUGGGCGCCGUUUCGCUUGCAGUCACUGCUCUGCUAAACCGUGGUAAACCGUCUGACAAGCAGUAUUGUGGGAGCUGAGCGACGACAGAACCAAAUAGAACUUUGUUUUUGUAAACCCACGGCGUUGGAUUCUCAGUUAGGUCUCCUGCAGAAGUUGUUGGUUUUUGUAAAAACUAAUUGUUGUGCCUUCUAUUUAUCCCAUUCCAGUCAUGUACAAAUAAAGUGUAGAUUUGCUUUGACAA
This is a messenger RNA of Scleropages formosus (Asian bonytongue), 2251 nucleotides long. It is a transcript of the gene g3bp1, whose product is annotated as GTPase activating protein (SH3 domain) binding protein 1. NCBI's taxonomy places the organism in Eukaryota, Metazoa, Chordata, Actinopteri, Osteoglossiformes, Osteoglossidae. The coding region runs from base 253 to 1695 and encodes 480 amino acids. The record is from RefSeq and is a predicted model, not a curated record. Gene Ontology annotation, molecular function: mRNA binding. The transcript has 12 exons. Gene Ontology annotation, cellular component: ribonucleoprotein complex; cytosol.